GGACGGGCAGACGUGGGAGCGCAUGUGGGGGCACGUGGAGCGGGUGCACCCCGACGGCAGCGCCGUGGCGGCGGCCAUCCGCAGCGCCGCCCGCCUCGCCCGGCCUUCAGUGCCGCCAGUGCCAAACUACAGGCUCUCCAUGUCUAUCCCAGAAUGGCUUCAGGCGAUACAGACCUACAUGAAGAUGCUGCAAUACAAUCACACAGGAACUCAGUUCUUCGAGAUUAGAAAAACCAGGCCUCUAAGUGGGUUAAUGGAGACGGCAAGAGAGAUGACCAGGGAGUCCUUACCUAUCAAAUGCCUUGAAGCAGUUAUCCUGGGGAUAUACUUAACCAAUGGGCAGCCCUCCGUGGAACGAUUCCCCAUCAGCUUUAAAACCCACUUCUCAGGGAACUAUUUUCAUCAUGUGGUGCUUGGGAUUUACUGCAAUGGCCGGUAUGGGUCACUGGGCAUGAGCAGGCGAUCAGAUUUGAUGGACAAACCUUUAACUUACCGAACUCUGAGUGACCUCAUCUUUGAAUUUGAAGACUCUUACAAGAAGUAUUUACAUUCAGUGAAAAAAGUAAAAAUUGGAUUAUAUGUCCCGCAUGAGCCGCACAGCUUUCAGCCCAUUGAGUGGAAACAACUGGUCCUCAAUGUAUCCAAGAUGAUGCGCACAGAUGUCAGGAAGGAGCUGGAGAAAUUUGCUAGGGAUAUGCGAAUGAAGAUUCUGAAACCCUCAAGUGCCCAUUCUCCGGUCAAAGAGAGAUCACGGGGUAAGUCGCUGUCCCCUCGCCGAAGGCAGGCCAGCCCUCAGAGACGAGCGGGCAGAAGAGACAAAUCGCCUGCAGUAGUGGACAAGAAAGCAGAUCUGGCUACGCUCAACGAGGUGGGCUAUCAGCUCCGCAUCUAGCAAAGCCAUAAGCUGG
Molecule: messenger RNA, 908 nt
Organism: Rhea pennata
Lineage: Eukaryota; Metazoa; Chordata; Aves; Rheiformes; Rheidae
Gene: VASH2
Product: vasohibin 2
Exons: 7
Coding region: 23-892 (289 amino acids)
Biological process (GO): regulation of angiogenesis
Cellular component (GO): cytoplasm
Source: RefSeq, a predicted model, not a curated record